GUGUGUGUGGCUGCAGGUCCUCCUCUCGUCACCAGACCUCCUCUGUAGUGGCAUCAGAAGGAAACCUCCAAGAUGGGCACCGCGGACAAGCUGGUGGAUCUGAUGUUCAGAUGGAUGGAGAAGAGGGAGCGCUGUGCGGAGCAGCUGAGGGAACUGGCCCGGGAGCUGGAGGUUCUCAGAAAGAAGUGCAACGGCAGCCAGUGUGUCGGGAACUCAGUGUCGGUGGUAGGAGCUGCUAGCCUGCUUGGAGCCGGCGUGGCCACAUUGUGCACCGGCGGAUUAGCGGCUCCGUUUCUAGGUUUAUUAGGAGCAGCCUAUACAGUUGUAGGUUUAACCAUAUCUGGGGUUACUCAACUAACUGAGUACCUCUCAUCCAGCGAGAGGACGAAGAAGGCGGAGAGCAUAGAAAGCGAGAGCAAAAGGAUUGCAGAAGAAAUCGAUGAUCUGUUCGAGCAGCUAAAGGCGGAGUGUAAGGCGGAGAGCGUCAACGCAGACGAAGACGAGCUGGACCAACUAGUCAUGGCUAAGUUGCCUGCAGCCAUCGCCAGAAGGAAUGAUCAAAAGUGGACUGUCUGUGAUAGCAUCAAGCGGUCUUCUUCAUCUGGGCCACAGUUUUCUGAGAAUGCACCACUAUUAAACCAAAAACAGAAUGCAUUUAAGGUUGGACUUGCUAGUGUUUUAGUAGUCUUUGCAUUUAAAGCAAGUGGAAAGAAAGCUAAACUGCUGGUUGCAGAAGCAGGCAAACAACUCAUCAAAAAAAUAGGGUGCACUGCCUCUAAAGUAGGGCGCACUGCCCUUAAAGCAGGGGGCUUGGUUGUAGGAGUUGUUGGACUUGCAUUUGCACUUCAUGAUGCAAUAGACAGCUGGAAGAAAAUGAUCAAGAACAAUCACGCGACUGAAGCGAGCCAAUCCCUGAGAGAUACCGCCGACUCCUUGGACGAGAUUUGCCGGAUGCUGAUGAUUCAGUUGGAAGACAUAAACAUCAGAAGCAACAACACGCCCACAUACCCACAUACUGUAUGA
Trematomus bernacchii (emerald rockcod) is the source of this 1023-nucleotide messenger RNA. RefSeq lists its product as uncharacterized. Bases 73 to 1023 code for a protein of 316 amino acids. Lineage: Eukaryota; Metazoa; Chordata; Actinopteri; Perciformes; Nototheniidae. The transcript is spliced from 4 exons. The record is from RefSeq and is a predicted model, not a curated record.